AUGCUUUCGAAUCGGAUUUCUCCAGCAGUAAGGACGUCCAAGUCGUCUGCUUCUACUUUGGGCGCUUUUGUUUUGGCCCGUCUGGCUCAUACUCACCACAAAGUGUUAAUCGUCGGUGGUGGUUCGGCCGGUAUCUCUGCAGCCCAUCAGAUCUAUAACAAAUUCUCCAAGUAUCGUUUUGCUAAUGGCGAGGGUAUUGUCGACGGCGCCAAAGACCAUCAUUAUCAACCAGGAUGGACAUUGGCUGGCGCCGGACUUAGCUCUGUUGCUCGUAAUCAGCGUGAUCUCAGUAGCUUGGUACCGUCUGACAAAUUCAAAUUGCACCCCGAAUUUGUGCAGUCUUUAGACCCUAAGGACAACAAAAUCGUUACCCAGGGUGGCCAUGAAAUCUCUUACGACUACCUUGUUAUGACUGCUGGUAUCCACUCUGACUUCAAUCGCAUCAAGGGUUUGAGCGAAGCUCUUGACGACCCUUCUGUUCCUGUUACUACCAUCUACUCGGCUAAGCAUGCUGAUUCUGUCUUUCCCUUAAUCCAGAAAACUACAUCCGGCACUGCUAUCUUUACUCAACCCAGCGGUCCCUUGAAAUGUGCUGGUGCCCCUCAAAAGAUUAUGUGGAUGGCUGAGGAUUACUGGCGCCGUCAAAAUGUACGCAACAAUAUUCAAGUCUCUUUUUACUCUGGUUGUCCCACUCUCUUCUCCGUGAAGCGUUACUCGGAUGCCUUAGAACGUCAAAACCAAACCCUUCACCGUAACGUUCAUCUCAACUACAACAACAAUCUCAUCGAAGUAAAUGGUAAGGAACGCAAGGCCAUCUUCCAAAACACCGCUGAUAAUACCACCUUUGAACGUCCUUUUGAUCUUUUGCACGCCGUUCCUUUCAUGCGUUCUCAUGAUUUCAUUGCUAAGAGUGAACUUGCCGACAAAACUGGUUUCGUCGCUGUUGAUCCCGCUACCACUCAAUCUACCAAAUUCCCUAACGUCUUUGCAAUUGGUGACUGCUCUGGCCUUCCUACUAGCAAGACGUUCGCUGCUAUUACUUCUCAAACACCUGUAAUGGUUCACAACCUCUGGAGCUUAGUUAAUGGCAAAAACCUGACUGCGGCUUACGACGGAUAUUCUUCUUGCCCCUUGUUGACUAGUUACGGCAAACUUAUUUUGGCUGAAUUCAAGUAUAAUCAAGUACCCAGUGAAUCUUUCGGCAGAUACUCUCGCUUCCUCGACCAAUCUGUUCCUCGUCGUCCUUAUUAUUACCUCAAAAAGGAUGUUUUCCCUUUUGUUUACUGGAAUUUUGCCAUGCGUAAUGGUCAAUGGUUUGGUAAGCGUGGUCUCUUCCCUCCUCACUUCCCCAUCAACUAA
Schizosaccharomyces cryophilus OY26 is the source of this 1359-nucleotide messenger RNA. Its product is annotated as sulfide-quinone oxidoreductase. Gene Ontology annotation, molecular function: sulfide:quinone oxidoreductase activity; FAD binding. The record is from RefSeq and is a predicted model, not a curated record. The transcript has 2 exons. NCBI's taxonomy places the organism in Eukaryota, Fungi, Ascomycota, Schizosaccharomycetes, Schizosaccharomycetales, Schizosaccharomycetaceae. The coding region runs from base 1 to 1359 and encodes 452 amino acids. Gene Ontology annotation, cellular component: mitochondrion.